UAAUAAUUGUUAAUUGACUUAGAUUUAACUAGCCUCUUUUAUCACAUGUUAUGACCUAUUUUGUUAAUUAUUAGAAAAUAAGUCAACAAAAUAAGAUGAGUCGAGCUGCAAAUAGCAUUAUUCAUACCACUGGUGCUAAGGGAGCCCAACAAAGAGCUGAAGAGGCGUUUGAGCAAACAGGACAAGAAAUUGACCGUCUUCGCCUUUGGGAGCUUACGCAUACCCGUGUUAAUGGACAAGCUUGCAAUGAAGAAACUCAAGAAAAACUUGUUGAUUUGAUCCAUUUUAGGAUUUACUUAAGGAAUUAUCAUCUCAAGUAAAUGAGGGAAUAUUAGAGAUGAAUGAACAUGAGGUGAUGGUAGAAGUAUUUGGACCUGAACGACAUGGACGAGUUCGUGGUUAUGGAGCUGGCGUGACACCUACACAGUUAUGGGGUCCUAGAUCAUUCAUAUUUUCUGAUCUCCAAAUAAAGCUUCAAUGUGCAGAAAAAAAAUAUGAAGACUCUAAAAUAGAGGUGGAAGAUUUGAAGAAAAAAGUAGAUCAUAUGGCAGGAAUACUUGAGCAACUAUUGGAUGGAAGGUUGCCUAUAGUUCAAAGUGAUAACAAUCCUACUUGAUUAAUGCUCAAGACUUUGAUGAGUUUAUGUAUAAUUCAUAUAGCACUAUACAAAAAAAGAACAUUAAUAUGAUAUUAUGAUAUUGAGUAUUGAUUUUGGUACUUGGUGUUAAUUGUUCUUGAUAUACUUAUCAAAUGCUAAAUAAAGAAUGCUAUUUGUACUAGUUUUGAAUCAUGAUCAAUGAUCAAAAUUGCAAAGCUUUUGUUUGAUUUUAUACAAUGAUUAUGUAUGAUAAAGUAAAAGCAUAUUCAUGUCA
Arachis duranensis is the source of this 872-nucleotide messenger RNA. RefSeq lists its product as uncharacterized. The transcript has 3 exons. The coding region runs from base 96 to 320 and encodes 74 amino acids. NCBI's taxonomy places the organism in Eukaryota, Viridiplantae, Streptophyta, Magnoliopsida, Fabales, Fabaceae. The record is from RefSeq and is a predicted model, not a curated record.